AUGGCGGAGAGAAGACUCCAUUGGGAUGAUCCUAGUUCUCAAAUUUUGGGAUCACAUCCUUGUGUGUUUGUGGGUGAUUUUAAUAUUAUCCGUAAUGAUUCAAAAAGGAGGAGAGGUAGGCCUCAGCCUAGCAUGGCUAUGGAGGAUUUUAAUAAUUGGAUUCACCAAAGGGGUUUGAUGGAAAUGUCUACGACAGGAAGUAUGUUUACAUGGUGUAAUGGGCAAUCGGGGCUUGCCUGUUCAUGGGCACGUCUUGAUCAUGCUCUCAUGGAUAGUUCCUCCAUUGCAUUGUUUCAUAAUGCUACUUAUUCAUAUUUUCCACGUUCUACUUCAGAUCAUACUCCCAUGUUUAUUGCUCUCAAGAAGGAUCCUUUUGUCUAUGGCCUGGCCCCUUUUCGUUUCCAACAAAUGUGGGUGGACCAUCAUAGUUUUUUGGACUGUGUUCGGGUUAAGGAGAUUGAGCAACAGCUUCUAGUUAAUUGGGAGGAAAUUUUGGAGAGAGAAUUACAUAUGGAUCCUCAAGCUAUUAUUAACAAGAUUCAUAGAUUGAUGAGCUUCUUCUUUUGGGGAGAAAUCGAGGGGUGGGAGAAAAAGAAAAGGAUGGCUUGGAAACAUUUCUACAAACCUGUGGAAGAAGGAGGUCAUAGGUUACGACAUCUUCAUGACAUGCAGAAAGUUUUACACAUGCGUUUUACUUGGAAUCUUAUACAAGAUCUUGAAAGCAAAAUUAUGGAAUUUGGUUUAGGCGUGCUAGCUCCUCUUCUCAGGCCUGAUGGGUUUUCCCAUGAUCUUUUUCUAGUUAUCACGGUAUUCUUCCGCCAUAAGUGA
Messenger RNA from Juglans regia (Persian walnut), 828 nucleotides. RefSeq lists its product as uncharacterized. The transcript has 5 exons. Lineage: Eukaryota; Viridiplantae; Streptophyta; Magnoliopsida; Fagales; Juglandaceae. Bases 1 to 828 code for a protein of 275 amino acids. The record is from RefSeq and is a predicted model, not a curated record.